This is a messenger RNA of Malurus melanocephalus (red-backed fairy wren), 1929 nucleotides long. RefSeq names its product E3 ubiquitin-protein ligase TRIM39-like. The record is from RefSeq and is a predicted model, not a curated record. Lineage: Eukaryota; Metazoa; Chordata; Aves; Passeriformes; Maluridae. Bases 1 to 1929 code for a protein of 642 amino acids. The transcript is spliced from 9 exons. Gene Ontology annotation, molecular function: protein binding.
AUGGAGCAGAGGAGAUGGCUCGUGUUGGCUCUAGCACUGCUUCUGGCCWUCCCUCUCYCAGACAAUUUUGAGCUCGCCUCUCCCAAGAAUGUAGUUGGAAUUGUUGGCCAGGAUACAAUCCUUCCUUGCACCAUCUCUUCCACAAAGCCACUGGACAACCCUAAAGUGCAAUGGAAGAAAAUCACAGAUGGACACACAGAGGACAUCUACAYAUAUGGGCAGUUUGGGGGAGAACCAAGGCAGAAAUACCCUGGGCGGACAUCAGUGCCAGGAGAUGGAUUUGCCACUGGGAACGUGUCCUUGACACUGAAGAAUGUYCAGCCAGCAGAUGAAGGAAUUUACAGUUGCAUUGUGAUAUCCAGGGACUGGAGCGCUGAUACAGCCACCAARCUCAGCAUUGCAGGUACCGGGGAAGUGUUCAUUGAAAUUCAGGGCCCCCAAGGGCGAGGGUUUGAGCUUGACUGCAGAUCACAUGGAUGGUUCCCCGAACCUACUGUGCAGUGGGUUACUGAGGAUGGGCAGGAGCUGUCUGCAGCCAGUGAGAUUCACCAGGACAGUGAGAAACUCUUCAGUGUGCRGAGUCAAGUCACAGUUACAGGAGAGCAAGUAAGAAAAGUCACCUGUCAAAUCCUGAACCCCCUGCUGCAGGUGGAGAAGAAAACUACUGUGCUCAUCUCAGGAAAGACAGUGGAUGCCUUGGAAUCUAUGUGUCUGAAGGACCACCAGCACCUCUACCAAAAAAUUAAGACUCUGCAAGAAGCAUUCCAGAAUGAGCAGGAGUAUAGACAGCGUGAUCUUCAGCUCCUCAGAACAGACCUGAGGGCUGAACUAGGAUUGACAAUAGAGGCAAAUACUACAAACACCCUGGAGUCCAUGUGGAAGAAGGACCUCCAUGAAGUGUCCCAACAAGUUCAAACUCUGCAGAAAGCUUUUCAAAACACCCAGGUGUGCACACAGCGUGACCUUCAGAUGAUCAGAACAAAUCUGAAGGAUGAACUAGGAAAGACAAUGGAGGCAAAUGUCACAGGAAAUGUAGCAUUCAUGUGGCAGAAGGACCUCCUGCAGCUCUCCCAACACAUACAAACUCUGAAGCAAACUUUCCAGAACAUGAAGGUCACCACACAGCGUGAUCUUCAAAUGGUCAGAAGAGACCUGGAGAACACACUAGGAAGAACACUGGAGGCAAAUACAAGUGCCUUAGAAUCCAGGCUGGAGAAGGACCUCCAUGAAACCUCCCAACAAACUCAAACUCUUCAGGAAGCAUUYGAGAACCUACAUGAGUCCACACAGCGUGACCUUCAGAUGAUCAGAACAGACCUGGAGCAUGACCUAGGUCUUCCAGAACUAAGGUCCUACAAAGAGUUUGUCACCCUGGACAGUGACACAGCGCAUCCCAGAUUGGAAGUCUCUGCAGAUGGGAGUAGAGUAAAAGAUACUGGUGUCAUCAGAUUCUUGCUCAGCAAUGAGAAGAGAUUUGAUUCCCAUCUGUUUGUGUUGGCAGAGAAAGGAUACACAACUGGGAAACACUAUUGGGAAGUAAAUGUUGGGACAAGAACMAACUGGGCUGUGGGUAUUGCCCUGGAAUCUGUGACUCGCAAAGGGACAUUGACUCUGACCCCUCAGAAUGGCUUCUGGAUUAUCAUGUGUGCAGAUGGGCAAGAUUAUUGGGCCUACACCAAUCCUUGGACCUGUCUGACUGUGACCGGCUCUUUGUCAAAGAUCGGGAUCUUCUUGGACAUCCCAGCCAAGCAGGUGUCUUUUUACAAUGUUUCUAAGAGAGCAGCUUUGUACACUUUUAGCAUUGCCAAUGGCAGCAGCCAGGAAGGGAAAUUCAUUCCCUUGUUCUCCACAGGCCUUGCUGUUGCUGAGCCUGACACUGAGGCUCUGGAAAUAGUGCAGUUUUCUGAUGAUUAUGAUGAUGAUGAGUAA